AUGGAUGGACAACAACAGAGUCAUUGGCUUUGUGAUGUGAUCCAGUAUCAGGCAGUUGGAUGGCACCAGAAUGACACCACAGUCGUCAAGCAUAACGCCAUACGCACGCCCAUAAAACAACCAACCUCAUCCUACCAAGACACCUUCCCGGGAACAUACAGACCGGACAUUAAACCCAUGACCCGCAAACAAAUCUGCAGAGUAGCCGUAAUUGGCGCCGGAAUCAGCGGUGUCGUCUCUGCCGCACACCUGCUACAGAACGGCAUCGAAGUAGUCGUGUUCGAGAGGAAUCCAGCCGCAGGCGGAGUCUGGCUUCACGACGACCGACAACCGCUGGAACCACCAUAUCCCUCCAUCAAACCAUCCACCGCCGACCAGCCAGACAUAACACCUGGAUCACCCAACGAGCAUGUCACCCUCAAACACGCGCCGCCUGGUCCGGCCUACGACAGCCUGAAGAAUAACGUGUCGACGCCGUUGAUGCGGGUGAAGCUCGGUCCGUGGCCCGAAGGCACACCAGACUAUGUCAGUCAUACUGUUAUGAAGGAGUAUAUACAGACUAUUUCUCAAAGAAUGGGCGUCGAAGACGCGACUAUCUACGGGGCUCGAGUGACGGAUGUCUAUAAAAAGGGGGAUGCGUGGAGGGUACAUUGGACGGUAUUACGAGACCGCGCCGGAGUUGUGGAGAGGUACCAGGAUGAGUCGUCUCAGGUCUUUGAUGCGGUCGUAGUCGCCUCUGGGCAUUAUCAUGCGCCACGCGUCCCUGAUAUCCCUGGGUUGUCGGAUGCGAAGGCUCGGUGGCCUGCGCGGAUCGUUCACUCGAAGGCGUAUAGAAAGCCGGAUAUUUACAGAGAUAAGACGGUUCUGUUAAUCGGAGGCGGCGUCUCGUCUACCGACAUCGCUCGAGAUAUUGGACCAUACGUCAAAACAGUCUAUCAAAGCACUAGAAACGGUGACUUUGACAUCCCAGCUACAAUGCUGCCAGAGAACGGCGUGAGAGUCGGCGAAAUAUCGAGUCUCGAGGCACAAGACAACACAGACUCGCCGCCCUUUACAGUCCACCUCAAAACAGGCCAGACGCUCCACGGAAUCGACAACAUCAUCAUCUGCACUGGAUACCACAUAACCCUACCAUUCCUACAGCCCUAUCACGACGACGACACCGCCCCAGAGGACGCAGACGAAACUAUCCUAGUCACCGACGGAACACAGGUCCACAAUCUGCACAAGGAUAUCUUUUACAUCCCCGAUCCCUCGCUUGCCUUCGUUGGGAUUCCGUACUAUACCGCGACGUUCACGUUGUUCGAGUUCCAGGCCAUUGCGGUUGCGGCUGUGUUUGCGGGAGUAGCUACCUUGCCGGAUGACAUGCGAGUCGAGUAUGAGGAAAAGAAGAGACAGCUCGGGAGCGGGAGAAAGUUUCAUUCUUUGAGGGAUAGGGAAGAGGAAUAUGUUCGUGAGCUGGUGGAGUGGGUGAAUGAUGGUAGGGUGAAGCGCGGUCUCCCGGAAAUUGAGGGACAUACACGUUCCUGGCGCGAGGCCAAGGCAGCGCAGAGUGAAAGACUGAGGAUGAUUUUUGGGUCUGACUCGGGGAAGGGAAAAAGAUAG
Messenger RNA from Aspergillus terreus NIH2624, 1605 nucleotides. Its product is annotated as putative FAD dependent oxidoreductase. The transcript has 6 exons. The record is from RefSeq and is a predicted model, not a curated record. The coding region runs from base 1 to 1605 and encodes 534 amino acids. Gene Ontology annotation, molecular function: flavin adenine dinucleotide binding; N,N-dimethylaniline monooxygenase activity; NADP binding. Lineage: Eukaryota; Fungi; Ascomycota; Eurotiomycetes; Eurotiales; Aspergillaceae.